AUGAAUUCAGCUUCAGUGCAAUUCAGUCCCAUCAAGGACGGACGACGAAUUCUCGGCGAGAAAGACUCAAACGCGUGUUUAUCCCCCGCCACACACGCCAAACCAUCAUUCCCGGCCAUUGGGACCCCAGUCAAGCGGAUGUCGAUUGCUACCUCACCUAAGAAACUCCUCCCCUCUCCCAUUUUUGCAGGUCAAAAACGGACACGGGAUCAAGUGGACGAGAUGGAAGACCACCUCGGACACGUGCAGGCGCGGGAAUCCUCUCCGCAGCCCGGCGUCCAGUCUACUCUCAAUGAUGAUAUGCAAAGCCAGAUCAAUCAAACCCCCACACCACAAAACUCACAACCUGAAUGCGACCAAACACAGGAUCUAAUGGACACCGAUCAAUCUUUCAAUAAAGCAACCCUUCUCCGAUCAAGACUACAGAGCGCAAUGCGCAAUGUGACAGACCACCAAUUCGACCGCCGGCUCUCCGAGCUAGAAGCCCACAGCCGCAAAUGCCCACGGCUCUCACUCUCCGUCCUCUCCACACCACCCCUCUCAUCUCGCAAACACUUCACAUCCUUCUCAUCCUUCUCAUCCUCGCAAAUGAAGACACCCCGCAUCGGCUGCGCUGGCUUCACUUCCACUCCCUUCCAUAGUACACCCGAUCUUCCAGGCCGACCUUCCCCAUUGUCUUCCAGCGUUGUUCAGCAACGCACAAAGUCACACGCGCAACGAACACCGCCUCGUGGGCUCGGUUCCCCAAUGCAGCUGAGUAGUCCUCCAGCUACGGUUAUUCGCCGUGAAGCCGAUAGGGAAACAAGCAUGGGCCCAAGAGCCGAGCUCGGCAUGAAUGAUGUGGGUGCCAUGUCGCCGUCACAGCGAGGUGACGCGGUCGAUGGGUUAUUGAAACUCAUGAGUACGGCAGGCAAUCAAAGUUCCGACUCGUGGACUGGAUGA
Messenger RNA from Penicillium mononematosum, 942 nucleotides. RefSeq lists its product as uncharacterized. Lineage: Eukaryota; Fungi; Ascomycota; Eurotiomycetes; Eurotiales; Aspergillaceae. The transcript is spliced from 3 exons. Bases 1 to 942 code for a protein of 313 amino acids. The record is from RefSeq and is a predicted model, not a curated record.